GAAAAUAUGAAAGAAGCGAUGGAUUUCUAAUCUAUCAAUCUUAGAUACUUCAUUACAGGCCUAGCAGAUAGUAGAGGAAGGAUAAGAUAGAUUGCAAAAUGGCCCAGGCUGGAGGGGGGAAUACAAGCCAUUUAGACUGCAAGAAUCUUCAUCAAUAUCUACGUACCUUACCUACAAAGCUCUUGGAUCAACUGUACACACACCCUGCAACAUGUCUAGCAGUAUUCCAGGAUUUAGACAGCCUCGCCAAAACAUUCAUCAUGAGAAUGUUAUUUUUGGAGCAGGCUUUACCAAAGGCAUCUAUCUCAACCUGGGUGAAGUCUGAGCAUUCUGGGGAAUAUCUUGAGGCUGAACGAGCCUUAGCGGGUCUUCGAAUAUGGCAGGAACAGCAGUUACCAGGUGGUUUGAUGGGCUGGGUCCUCAAUGGAACAUUCCAGUCUAAUCUUAAAGUGGCUCUUCUUGGAGGGGGUAGCCCAUGGUCUGGCUCACGUGCUAUGAAUGAUGUCGACAAAUAUGGCAAAGAUAUUAAGUACCUAGACACAUAUGCAUUGGAGAGAUGGGAGUGUGUUUUACACUUCAUGGUUGGCUCCAAGGAAGCUUGUGAUGGAGUCAGUAAAGAUGUAGUCUCUAUUCUCUUACAUGCAGGUCUCAUGAAAUGUGAUGCAGGAGAUUCAUUACCAGCCAUAACACCUUCUGGAUUCCAUUUCUUGUUGAUGAACACAGCAGCUCAAGUUUGGUACUUCAUGCUACAGUAUUUGGACACUUUGGAGUCUCGCGGUAUCAAUCUGGUGGAAUGCUUAUCCUUUCUGUUCCAACUCAGCUUUUCAAAAAUGGGCAAGGACUACUCAACAGAUGGAAUGACAGAAUCACAACUCCCCUUUAUGCAACACUUACGUGAAAUAGGACUCAUUUACCAACGCAAACGAAAAUCUCAACGAUACUAUCCAACAAGACUUGCAAUCAAUUUAGUUUCUGGAUUAAAUCAAAGCAGUGCAGAUGCCCACAGAGAAGGGUUCCUUGUGGUCGAGACCAAUUACAGAGUAUAUGCAUACACUUGUUCCCCUCUACAGAUAGCAUUGCUCGCAUUAUUUUGUGAAAUGUUGUAUAGAUUUCCAAAUUUCUGUGUUUGCGUGCUUACUCGUGAGAGUGUACGUCAAGCACUCAUCUGUGGCAUCACUGCGGAACAAAUUUUGAACUUCCUUCGUAGCCACGCCCACCCGGAAGCACUAAAGAAAACUCCAGUGAUACCACCUACAAUAAGUGAUCAAGUAAGACUUUGGGAAAUUGAGAGAGAUCGAUUUAAGUUCUCUGAUGGUGUUUUGUACAAUCAAUUCCUCUCAGCAGCAGACUUUGAGAUGUUACGUGACUAUGCCAAAGAUUUGAAUGUGUUGGUUUGGGAAAAGCCAAAGAACAGAGUUAUGAUUGUGAGCAAGGCUGGCCACGAUGAUGUCAAACGAUUUUGGAAAAGACAUAAAACGUCAUAGUGUCAUAUAAGCAUUCUCCAUUUGGAGAACAGAGAUGUAGGCUACUUAAAAUUGAGUUGGGGAUUGUUGGGUUUGAGCAUUAGGAAUUGUGACUAAUUGUUAACACGCUGUGUUCAAAUUAAGCAGAUGAAAAAAAUAAUAUCAUAUGACAUGUAUGAAUAUAUUUUAAUUGAUAAAAAUGAUACAGUGUAUCCCUCAAAGUCUUUAGGUAGUACAGUAGGUGUUGUUGGGAAACGGUUCACAAGAAUCACAUGGUCUUACCCUAAACUUGAAAAAUAAAUCUGCCAUAAAGUUUUCAAAGUGGAGGGGUGGGUAUAACAAUGCCUCAUCAAAUUACAGAAUUUCAAGUUUAUAAUGAGUUUCUCAUAUUGAUCCUGCUGACGAGCCCAAGAUUAUAUGCAAUAAGUGUUCAUGUCUGUUAUAUUUUCUAAAGGAUCUUACUAGGAAUACUAUGCCUAUUCUCAUGGGCUUGUACUCAUACUUAUGAAAGGCAAAUGAUACUUAAACAAGGUAUUGUAACAUUGUAAG
Messenger RNA from Owenia fusiformis, 2012 nucleotides. NCBI's taxonomy places the organism in Eukaryota, Metazoa, Annelida, Polychaeta, Sabellida, Oweniidae. The record is from the annotation of a GenBank genome assembly.